AUGGCAGUUUCAAUUCAAACAUUUUUAACAGGAAAGAUCCUCUAUAGCUAUGUGGAUGGUUCGGUAGGCAAACCAAAGGAUGAAAAAGAACUCCUAUCUUGGACCACAAAUAAUUCGAAGGUGGUCACAUGGAUCCUUAACAGUGUUGAGAGCAACAUUGCAAUUAACCUCACGUCAUUCGAGACUGCAUCUGAAAUAUGGGCUUACUUAAAAAGGUGUUAUCAACAAUCGAAUCAUGCCCGUCGCUAUCAAGUAGAGUAUGAGUUGUCAAAAUUACAACAAGGAGCUUUGAGUAUACAAGAUUUCUAUUCUAAACUUACCACCUCCCUUUGGCACGAGAUUCAACUUAUGGAUCCAGUUAUUCCCGUUGCGGCGGUUGAGACAGUAAAGAUACUUCGUGACACAAGUAAAUUGAUACAAUUUCUGUAUAAACUCCGUUCGGAGUUUGAACCAACCCAAGCCACUCUGAUGAACCGGCCUCAACUUUCAUCUCUUGAAGCAGCUCUAUCUGAUUUGAUGGCAGAAGAAACAUGUUUAAAAACUCUUGCUUCCAUGAGAGAGGUUGUUCUUGAUGCUGCCUUCAUUACUCACAAUUUUUCAGGAAAGUUACGAGACAUGUCGAAAGUAAAAUGUUUUGAGUGUAAUGGUUUUGGUCAUAUGGUUGCCCGUUGUCCCACAAGAAAGCAAAUAGGAAUUCCUCUAGACCAAUUACUCUGUUUUGUCAGUAUUGCAAAUAAGAAGGACAUGAGAUAG
This is a messenger RNA of Magnolia sinica, 753 nucleotides long. RefSeq lists its product as uncharacterized. NCBI's taxonomy places the organism in Eukaryota, Viridiplantae, Streptophyta, Magnoliopsida, Magnoliales, Magnoliaceae. The coding region runs from base 1 to 753 and encodes 250 amino acids. The transcript has a single exon. The record is from RefSeq and is a predicted model, not a curated record. Gene Ontology annotation, molecular function: zinc ion binding; nucleic acid binding.